AUGCCGCCGAAGGAGCCAGAUGCCGUGCGCGUGCAGCAGCUUCUAGACGCCGGGGAGUUUACUGCGCCAGAGAGAGAGAAGGCCGAGACGAAAUUGGGCAGGCGGGCGGAUAAUUUCGGCGGCACGCCCAGGGAGCAGGUCUUGAAGAUCAUGAUGGCGUGCACGCGGCUGGGUCACAAGCGCUUGGGCGAUUCUCAGCUCUCGAACCUGAUCCCCAAGGUGAAGUUCUCGAUAGUUGCGACGGUGAAGAAGACGUAUUGGGUGUGCCCGACAGAGCUUCUCCCCAAGGAUUUGCCGCCGGGCGUCGUGCGCCCACCCAGCAUGUUCGUGCUCCCUGCGGGCUUCGACAUCCAGAACUUCAGCAUCGUGGACAAGAAAGUCGACAGGCCACUACAGAAUUCGACACCAACCCCCGGUAGGUAUGCGAAUUCAGUGGUGGCCUGGCGAUUGUCUUGUCCACCCAGGGGGGCUAUGCCAAUCGACACGGGCGAACUCGAAUUGGCGAUGAAGGAGACUAUGGAUUUCAGCUCGGCGGGCCCGAGCGCCAGCGGAGCGCUCGCGCUCGGCGAUCGGGCGCCGCAGCAGGAGGUCGGCGGCGCGCCGAGCGCGCAGCAGCCACCGCCCACCGUCGAGCCGAAGGGCACCGACGAGCCCGCGGAGAAGCCGGCAACCAGAGAGCUGCAGAAGGAGGACUCCAGCGAACGGCCCCCGCCGAACCUCGAGAAGACCUUGAAUGGCAUGGCUCACACGCUGAAGGAGGCCGCGAAGGCAGGGCGCUUCUACGACCCGGACCCGAUGUGCAAAGACACCGUGCAUCACGUGUUGCAGCGGUUCGUGAACUUUGCGCUCUCCUCGGGGUGGAACCAGGGGGAGGAGCCAAAGGUGGCCAUCAAUUUCAUGCGGUACCUCGUGAAGCGCCUGCGGAACACGGAGAGCCUCGAUUAUCUUUCUCACAUGGUGAAGCCCAUGGAGCAGCUGAUGGGGAAGCUCCCCGCGCUGGUGCCCGAGACGGGCAAGGUGGUCAUCCAUUUGAGCAAGCUCAGUUUCCUGACCGAGACGCCCCUGAAUUACGGCACGCUGGACUUGGACGAGCAGAACGAGUUCGAUUCGGCACCCUUGUGCAAGCAGUGGAUGAGGAGGCGUUUUGAUAAGAAGUUGGAGAAGGUCCGCGGGGACGCGGGGAAGGACCCGAAGGAGAGGCGGGGUGAGUUGGCGGGCAUGCAGAGCCAGUUCGACAAGAUCGACGGCGAGGGCAAGAUGACUGAGGAGGUGAAGGCCCAGUACAACUUCGGCAUGAGCGUCUUGUCGCCGUCCAUGUCGCUCGGUGGCCAGGUGGAGUACUUGCAGGGCUUGGGGGAGACGGGGUGGUCCAUGCUGGAGACGUGGUGGCCGAAGAGCCCGGCGACGAAGUUCGCGAAGCUCGUGCCCGGGGCCGAAACCUCAGUGGAGGACGUCGUGGCCGCCGCGUCGUCGGUGCCGCCGAGCGACCUCGCCCAGGCUGCCUCCCACUUGAACCCCGUGGUCGUGAGGCUGUGCGAGAUGUGGCACCCCCUGACGGAGGCCGUGGCGGACAAGCCCGCGCGGGACCGGCUCUUCCGCGAGACCGUCUCGUACAAGCUCAAGGGGGCCGAUUCGUGCGAGAACACGGGCGCCGAGGUGCCGCAGGACGGGGUCAUCGAGAAAGCGGGCGGUGUCCUCUGGCCUCUCUGGAGGAGCAGGGACGUCGCGGCCGCGCCCCCUCUCACGAAGAAGUGCUUGGAGUUAGAGCGCGCGCGCCUGGAGACCAAGAAAAAGGAGAGGGAGGAGAAAGAGGAGAAGGACAAAGCGGGAAAGGCCCAGGCCGACAAGGGGAAGGCCGACAGCCCGGCUGGCGAGGGCAAGAAGAGGGCCGCCGAGGAGGGCCAGGCAGGGCCCGACCCGAAGAAGGCGAAGACCGAGGGCCAGACUGACCCGCUCGACUGGCUCAAGCCGGGCGUCGAGGUGAUCUGCAGUUGCAAGCUCACGAAGGACAAGUCGAAGUACGAGGGCAAAAAGGGGCAGGUCGUCUCGCUGGUGAAGGCGAACGCGGCCUGCAGCGUGAAGCUCCUGGAGGGUUCGGAGGCUAACAAGAGGCACGUUUUCGUGCUCAGUCAGCUGUCGCCAGUACCAGGUGCCGCCUCCAGCGGGAACGCCGCCGCGGACAGCGGCGGUGCCGCGCCGCCUGAGAAGGACGAUCUCUUCUCCGAUCCAGAGCUGGAGAAGGAGAGGUGA
This is a messenger RNA of Prorocentrum cordatum, 2250 nucleotides long. NCBI's taxonomy places the organism in Eukaryota, Dinophyceae, Prorocentrales, Prorocentraceae. The record is from the annotation of a GenBank genome assembly.